Trichogramma pretiosum is the source of this 848-nucleotide messenger RNA. RefSeq names its product 39S ribosomal protein L55, mitochondrial (gene mRpL55). Bases 292 to 702 code for a protein of 136 amino acids. Gene Ontology annotation, biological process: translation. Gene Ontology annotation, cellular component: mitochondrial large ribosomal subunit. The record is from RefSeq and is a predicted model, not a curated record. The transcript is spliced from 2 exons. NCBI's taxonomy places the organism in Eukaryota, Metazoa, Arthropoda, Insecta, Hymenoptera, Trichogrammatidae. Gene Ontology annotation, molecular function: structural constituent of ribosome.
AAAUGUUAAUUGUAUACUGUUGUAAACUAGCUUAAAAAUGUUUCCAAUAUUUAUUUGUUGUUGACAUUCAGACAAAUUUCAAGCACAGUCUAGACUAGAUUUUCAAAAAUUUCGUAGCAUUUUUAACAAUACCUUAAUUAAUAUCCGCUAGUUUAAAUGUCACCAGUCAUAGCAGAAGCAAUCUGGUGGACAUGCGCAUAUGGCCUUACAUAUUCGUGUAAUCGUACGCUAGAAUUCGGCAAAAAUUUUGCUGUCUAUGUUUAUACUUGAUGUUUUUUUGAAAGAACAAAAAUGGUAUUGAAGGUACUGUUAUUGUUGAAACCAAUUUCUGAAAUCAUACCUUCCAUUGGGCUAUCAAGAAAUCUUGCUACAGCUGCUACAGCAACUAUUGUAAAAAAACCUACACAGAAAUCAAGCCCGGUAGUUUUAGGAAAACCUGUUCACAUCACAAGAAGAGUUGUUAAACACUUAAUUAAAAGUUAUCCAACAUUGUUACAAUAUCCUGAUGGAAGUACUAUUAUGAUACCAUAUCAUGAACCUGUAGGUGUAAUCAAAUUACCUUUAGAUCUUAACACACUAACAGAAGCUGAAAAGAAAGCAAGAUUGUUAAAGCGAAUACCAAGGACUAAAGUUAAAAUUGUAGAUGACAUCGAAGAUGAUUUUGAUGAGUCUCGUUACUUGAAAUUUACCAAAAAAAAAUAAAUCAAUGAUUAAUAUGUUUAUAUAUUACUCAAGUUAUUAGUUAGUUUGAUACAACUAAAAAUUGGUUAUCAAAUAUAAUUAACUAAAAUUUGUACAUAGUUUUAUAAAUCUCUACAUUAUAUGAAAAAUAAAAAGUACUAAUUACA